Messenger RNA from Sodiomyces alkalinus F11, 290 nucleotides. RefSeq lists its product as hypothetical. The record is from RefSeq and is a predicted model, not a curated record. NCBI's taxonomy places the organism in Eukaryota, Fungi, Ascomycota, Sordariomycetes, Glomerellales, Plectosphaerellaceae. The coding region runs from base 34 to 234 and encodes 66 amino acids. The transcript has a single exon.
CACACUUUCCCGCGACAAAUCCCCUACGCGAAGAUGCCUGCCAUCAACGCCAUCGUCGCCCGCGAUGCGGCGCACCAACUCGCGAAACGCAACUGGGCAGCGCAAGAACCCGGCGUCGUAAUCGUCUUCUGCAUUCUCGGUGCCGUCGGUAUCGGGAUCCUCGCCGUGCUCCUCUACAAGUACAUCUCGCGCAAGAGGGCCGAGAAGGAGGCCCGUGUCUCCCAACGAAUCUAACCACUCCUUGGUUUAUUUUUUAUUUUUUACCUUCUCGACUUGGUGCAAACCCGUUU